Molecule: messenger RNA, 846 nt
Organism: Tilletiopsis washingtonensis
Lineage: Eukaryota; Fungi; Basidiomycota; Exobasidiomycetes; Entylomatales
Exons: 1
Coding region: 134-673 (179 amino acids)
Source: RefSeq, a predicted model, not a curated record
GGGCCGCCGCCGGCACGCCUCAUUGCGCCUGCGGCCUGAUGACUUCGAGUGGUGGCUGGCGGCGCUUGGUCUUGAGGGCCCCCAACGACUCGGCAGUACAGCUGGCUAUGGUGAGUCUACCUUCUCAGCCUAAAUGCUGCGUGCAAGCUCCACCAUUAACAUUCCGCUGCGACAGGCUUCCAGCGUGCCCUCGAGGUGUACAUUCAGCCCGCCGAGCCGUCCGCCGCAGCUCUGCAGCUGCGCCAAGCCAUCUGCGCCGAGGCUGAGAGCGCUGCUCUGCGCCGCUCGUCAGAGGACGCGGAGGCUGCGCACGAGCCGUGGACGUUCGACUGGGUGCCGCGCGAGGGGCGUGUGCGCGACAGGAAGAAGAAGAAGAACGCUGGCCACCCGCAAGCGGGCAGAGACGGCCAAGCCGCGGACGCAGAGGGCGCGGGUGCAGCAUGCGGCGUCGAUCUGUGACGGCCCGUCGCCCACAAUGAUACCCCACUCUGCAUGUGUCCAGCCGCAAGGCGUGCGUGGGCGCACGAGUGCCGGUGCGAGCGCUCGGGAGUCUGACGUGCGGCUGGCUCGCGCGAUCGAGCGCACGCAGCUUACGGGCGAGCCGGGGCCUCUAGCACGGACGCCUGUCUCAAGUCUCAUCCUCUGGCGCAAGCCUGCAGUUAGUCCUGCUUAGGCUGGCGAGCGACAAGCGCCGUCGCGCAGGAGGGGAGCGGCAAGCGCGCCAUGGAAGCAGACCAUGCUGCGCGCCGAAGCAGGUCGGAGUCCGCUGCGGGAGCAGCUGUCCCAACCCUCCCGUGCGGCCAGCUCGAGCGAACGGAUGCGAGAGGGUCGCCGAGCCGCUGCGUC